Strongyloides ratti is the source of this 597-nucleotide messenger RNA. RefSeq lists its product as hypothetical. The record is from RefSeq and is a predicted model, not a curated record. NCBI's taxonomy places the organism in Eukaryota, Metazoa, Nematoda, Chromadorea, Rhabditida, Strongyloididae. The transcript has 4 exons. The coding region runs from base 1 to 597 and encodes 198 amino acids.
AUGAGUGAUGAUGUUGAAAAUGAAUGUAUUGAUUUUAAAAAAUUUAAACGCCAAAAAAAGUAUAGAUGUUUAUGUCAUUGUAUACAUAUUAAAAAUGGUGCUUUUAUAAUGUCAUUAUGGGCAGCCUUAUUAGUAUUUCUAAAUAUUACUGUUAAAGUUAUUGGUUUCUCAGAUACAGAUUGGAAUUGGAUGCUCCUUUUUUUAAUAACUGAUGGUGUUGCUGUUUUAUCAUUAAUUUAUGGUAUCAAAACAGAAAAACCAGCAUUAAUACAACCAUUUAUAGUUUUAAGUUUAUUAACAAUACCAUUAUUAUUUUUAUUGGUUAUAUUUUUUACAACAGCCAUUUAUGAUCAAGAAUCAUUUGCGGGUCAUUAUAUAGAAACUGAAUUUAUAAGAAAAUCAUUUAAAAAUUUUCACAAAUUUUCAAGCACAGAUAUUAAACAUGAAAUAAAAAUUUCAGCCAUUUUUUAUGUAACAUUUCUUUCAACAAUAGCAUUACUUCAUGUAUGGUUUAGUUGGAUAUCAUUUAAAUGUGCUUCAUACUACAGAGAUUGUGAAAUUUUCUUAUCAAAUUUUAAAAAUAAAACAACUGAAUAA